Molecule: messenger RNA, 222 nt
Organism: Pediculus humanus corporis (human body louse)
Lineage: Eukaryota; Metazoa; Arthropoda; Insecta; Psocodea; Pediculidae
Exons: 2
Coding region: 1-222 (73 amino acids)
Molecular function (GO): calcium ion binding
Source: RefSeq, a predicted model, not a curated record
AUGAAGUUGUCAAGAAAAAAAAAAACCGUUUUACAGGAUUUGGUUGACGUUAUAUUAAAAAAAAUGGAUAUAGAUCGUGACGGUAAACUUUCGUAUACGGAUUAUAAAACGAGCGUUUUAAGAAAUCCAAUGCUUUUGGAAUCUUUGGGCCCCGUUUUACCACCCAGACCCUUUGUUUUGGCAUUCCUUACGACAUUUACGACAAACUACGACAAAGCAUGA